Messenger RNA from Parus major (Great Tit), 7855 nucleotides. It is a transcript of the gene BCORL1, whose product is annotated as BCL6 corepressor like 1. Lineage: Eukaryota; Metazoa; Chordata; Aves; Passeriformes; Paridae. The transcript has 13 exons. Gene Ontology annotation, cellular component: nucleus. The record is from RefSeq and is a predicted model, not a curated record. Gene Ontology annotation, molecular function: transcription corepressor activity; protein binding. Gene Ontology annotation, biological process: negative regulation of transcription by RNA polymerase II. The coding region runs from base 1595 to 6508 and encodes 1637 amino acids.
CCCCGCUCUCCUCCUGUGGCCGUCGUUCCGGCUCUUCUGGCCAGCUCUUACUCGAGCACUCCAAACGUGCUGUUUCUUCCAGCUCCUCGUAGCACCCCAUUAUCACUGCUGCCUUGCCAGCCCUGUUCCGGGGUCACGCCUGAUCUCUGCUUGUCCCCAGCUCCGCGCUGUGCAGCCUCACGCAUCCCCUUCCCCCGUUGCACAGAAGGUCCCUUUUGAUUCCUCCUGGAACAUCUGUCCUGCUGCUGUGCUUGGGGGCAGAACCUUCCUCCUCCCCUUCUUUCAGUUUAGCCUAAGAUGGUGAAAUCCCCGCAGAUUGUUUGUUCCCCUAUUUCCUUUAUGUUGCAUUUCUCUCCAAGCAUCGAAAGACUCCUCCCCUUCCUGCUCCAAGCCACCUCGUUCUCUUUGGGUAUGACCCUGCUCUCUGCCUCGGCGUCUGCCCGUCUCCCCCAUCGCUGCUGAGGAUUUCUCCUGUCUCACAGCGUGUGUUUUUAGCAGGUUUCCCCUCUUCCCCUGACCUCUGAUUUCCGUACACUGUUUGCUCACUUGUGCCCUCGUACGUGCAGAUGGGUCCGUCGCUUUCUCUUUGGCACAGCAGCUGCCUUGCCCCCGUUUCUCCCGUGUGCCUGGCCCCUUUUUCCUCCUCCUCCUCGGAUCGCCACCGGCACGUUCGGGCUGCAGCGAGGACACCCGGCAGCAGCUGCGCUCGGAGGAGCCGCUCACAGCCGCGGCCGCCGGGUCCCUGUGUGCCUCCUCUCAUGGCACAAGCUGCUGCUUGUCCCGUGCAGAGCUGGUGUCGCCAGGAGUUUGUCAGGGAAGAGACAACCGGCAGAGAUUGGGGAUCACGUGCUGCUUCCAGCUAAUUCCCACUCCCACCGCUGCACCGGGAGCGUUGCCGUGGCUCUGUGCCUGCUUUACCUUCAGGGUUUAGUAUUUCCCUGAACAUCCUUGACAGCAUCUCUCGCCCUUUUGCAGUCGGUCCUGCUUGGUUUGGCCGAGUCCACUUGUUAGCACAGGAGAUGCUGCCUUCCCCCUGUGCCUUUUCCCUGGAGCAGGAGAGCUUCUCAAUGCUCCAGCACCCAGCGCUGCACGAUUGGCUGCAACGCUCUCCCCUGAAAGCUCCACCCAGACGACACUGCCUCAUGGAUGCUCCUGAAUCUCUGGAUUCCCCCACGUUUUCCACCCAUAACUCCAAAGAAAACCAGCACCUUCCUCACAGAAGGAGGGGAUAAACCCUUGGCAGCACCACUCCGCUCCCUCCAUGAGCCCUGAGCUGAGGAGAGACCCUCCUUGUUUGAGGCUUUGCUCCUAGGACCUGCCAUGGGCUGCUUUAGGAGAGUCCUGUGCAGCCUUGAAGUUUCAGUGCUGUAAAAGACCAUCACCUUGUACAGCUCUGCUUGGUGUCUUCUGGUGCUGGAGGUUCCUCUGGAGGAGAAGAAAAGGGGGGGGAACAUUUCAAAGGAUGCAUGAGUGUGCAAAGACACUUGUGUGAAACUCUGUGCUUCUUGGCAAGAACACUGUUUAAUGAAGGAUGAGUGGACAGUGGAUUCUGUCCAAGGGAGCUGCUGAUUCCUCCUAGCCCUCUUCCAGAGCUAUGGUGUGCUGGGGUGUUGUUCCCCAUCUGCCUGGCAGCAAAGCUGGGGAUGAGUUUUCUGAAAGUGUGGUUGAAUCAAUCAUCCCGAGGAGAGUUCCCAACCCUCCGUUUCCCUUUUGCAGGCAGAGUGGUCCCUGGAGCCCCAGCAGGUCCUGGAGGGUGAGGAGCAGCUGUCAUGAUCUCUACAGCACCUCUGUACAGCGGGGUGCACAACUGGACCAGCACAGAGCGGAUUCGCAUGUGUGGCCUCAACGAGGAGAGGUGAGGAGAGCCCCCAUUUCUGAUGAGGAGUCAAAAACGAGCAGCUCCCAGCACUUGGGGUCUCAGGAGUUUUGUGUCAGCAGCAGCCUUUCCGAGGUGGAGCUCACAGCAGUCAGCGGUGGUGGCAGCAGUGCCCAGGGACUGGAUGCUGAUGGCAAGGUGGAGGAAAAGCUUGGAGCCAAACUGGAGGAGCAGCCACCUGAUCCCAACCCAAACCUGGAGUGUGCAGGAAAGACUGUGACAGAUGACGCCCUGGGCCCUCUGGCAGGACAGGGGGAUGGCAGAGGGCAGGAGCCAGCGACCCCCAGAGCCGUGGAGCAGGAGAGCAGUGGUGCUGAUGCUGCCUGGACACCAGCAGAUCCUCCCAGCGACAAGCAGGCUGAUGCUGCCCCAGCCUGCUCCGUGGCUCCCGAGACUGAGCCUGCUGGGAAUGAGAAAGCCCCCCCGAGCACUGCAGCACAAGGGCCAGGCGUGCUGGCAGAGGGGACAUUGUCUGUGGUCGUCUCCAGCUGCAACACCUCUGCCUCCACUCCCGCCACCUUCACAUUGAACAGGGUUUGCUUUCCCCCCUCUCAGGCCCCUGCUAUGCAAAAGCUGCCCCUGUCCUUCCAGGCUGGGGCUGUGCUGAGCCCGAGCCAGUCUCUGGUGUACAUCCCCCCUCCCAGCUGUGGGCAGCCGCUCAGCGUGGCCACGCUCCCGGCCGCCCUGGGGGUCUCCUCCACACUCACCCUCCCCGUCCUGCCUUCCUACCUGCACGAGCGUUGCCUACCAGGCAUUAUCGCUUCCCCAGAGCUGCGUUCCUACCCCUACACCUUCUCUGUCACCAGGCCCUUGGCGUCGGAUGCCAAAGUGGUGUCUGUGGAGGUGAAUCAGCUCAGCUGCCCCCCGCCCUCGGGUGGAAGCAGUGCCCAGCCCGCGGCUGAGAGCGCUCCCCUGUCCAGCAGCGGCCUGGCUCUGCCCUCCAGCCAGGCUCUGCCCUCCAGCCAGGCUCUGCCCUCCAGCCAGGCUCUGCCGGCAGCACCAGCAGCAGGUGGGAGCGCCACUCCCUCCUCUGGCACCGCCGUGCAGGCCAGGGCCCCGGCAGCUCCCGAGCCACAUGCACCAGGGGCUGCCACUUCCCUGUCUCCUCUGAAGUCCCCUCCCCAGCUAGAGCGUGAGAUGGUCUCAUCCCCGGAGUGCACCGAGAUGCCCCUGGAUCUCUCCUCCAAGUCCAACCGCCAGAAGCUGCCUCCGCCCAGCCAGCGCAAGACCCCCCCCAUGCCCAUCCUCACCCCGGUGCACACCAGCGGCAAAGCGCUGCUCACCACCGUCCUCUCCAAGUCCCAGCGUGCAGCACAGGCCACGGGCAGCAGUGUCACCUCCUGCCUCGGAACCGCCCCGCCCUUGGUCAUCUUUCCCGAGUUCCUGCGCAACGGCGAGCAGGGCUCCUGGGUGAAGAACACCACGCUCAUCAGCACCAUUCCUGGCACUUACGUCGGCGUCGCCAACCCGGUGCCGGCCUCGCUGCUGCUCAGCAAGGAUGCCGGCGUGAGCCUCAGCAGGGACCCGCGCCACCUGCCCAAGCAGGAGCCCAUCUCCAUCAUCGACCAGGGCGAGCCCCGCGGCGCCGGCGUUCCCUGUGGGAAGAAAGCCAACCAGGUUGGCACAGAAGGGCAGCAGGAUCCUGCCAGGAGACCUCUUCACGGCAGAGCUGCUCCAGGAGCUCCCUUGUGUCAGUCCAAGGACAUCGCCACCUGGAAUCCCGUCCAGGGAAGUGUGUACCCGCGAUGCCCCGUCAAUGGAAAACCUUCCAAUCCUCAACUUCUGCCUCUGGGCUGGUCUCCGUACCAUCAAACCCCGCUGCUUUCCAUCGGCAUCUCCACGGCAGGACAGCUGCCCCUGAACCAGAGCAGCCCCUGCAAGCCAGCCGUGGCGGGCGAGCUGCCGGCGUUCCCGAGCGUGCAGCCCGCCGAGCCCAGCGCGGCCGCACAGAGCCUGCACGAGGGGCUGCCCCGGCUCCCGCCUCAGGAACACGAUGCUGCGGCCAAGAGCAAGAGCUGCCAGGCCUUGCCCAAGCCCUGCGAGGAGCCGGCCAACCCAGCACCGCUGGAGGCCGGUCCGGUUCUCCAGACCGGCGCCUUGGAUGGGAAAGGGGGGAAGGGGAAGCUGGACAACACUCCGAAGAGUCAGGAGUGCACUCGGCCAGAGGCUGACUCCGGUCAGGAGAGCAACGCACAGACUGAGGCUCCCCAGGGGAGCUGUAGCCUCAAACAGUCGGAUGCAAAACCCAAAAACCAAGUGUUAGCGGCGUAUCUGUCACACGACGUGCCAGCGGCUGGGCAGCAGGGCCUGCGGAUGGUGCCGGACGCGCCCGCGGAUGGGCAGCGCAAGGAGCCGGGCUGCGAGGGCUCCCAGGAGCCGCCGGCCACGGAGCACACACCGUGUGUGCAGCAGGUGGAUCUGUGCAGGGUCAAGAAGGAGCGAGUGGAGUGUGACGUGUCCUUUCCCUGCCUGCGGGCCGGGACGGCUCCCCAGGCCUUCCCCGAGGCCAAGCUCAAAGGAGCGGGGCAAAUCAAGCAGGAGGGUGGCACACGCUGCAAAGGCAAGCGGCAGCAUGAUGGGGACACCAGGCAGAGCCACAAGAGACUGAAGUGCCAAGGGCAGGACAGCGAGGAGUCCCCAAGCAAGUCGGGAAGCCGGGGCGUGCACGGCCGGAAGUGGCAAAAACACCACGACAAUCCACAUGAGCCUGGCAAGCAGGAAGGCCGGGAAGGCCGAGGCGGCCUGGGUGCCAGCACAGAUCACAACAGCCUCAGGGUAAAGCGCAAGCGUAGGAGGCCGGCGAAGACGGAGUGCCCAUCUCCGGCUCACCGCGGAGACGGCCACGAGGAAGGUUACUUGGAGAAGAAGCCCAAGAACAACUUUCGGGAUUUCAUUCCGGUGGUGCUGAGCAGCCGGACGCGCAGUCAGUCGGGAAGCAUUGCUGGCUCUUCCGCUGGUGUGACAGGAGAGUGUGAUGUGAGCGGUCAGGAGAUUUUACCAUUGCUGGAGGAGGAUCAGGAGGAAGAGGAGGAGGAGGAAGAGGAGGAGGAGGAGACAUCCUUGAAACAUUGCAAGCUGCGCAAAUCCCACAGGACAUCCCGCUGCCACAGCCGCAGGGACAGGGACAGGUCUGUGUCUGAGAGGAGCAGCUGUCACACGAGGAGGACCCGGGAGCUGACCUGGAGAGCAGAAUCACCCAGGCAGCUGUGGGAGCCCAACGAGGAGGAGGAGGAGGAGGAGGAGGAGGAUGGCCACAUCAAAAGGAAGAAAAGGAGACGGCAGAAAAGUCGGAAAUACCAGACGGGGGAAUACCUGACUGAGCGGGAGGAGGAGCAAGUGGGAUAUCCCCACCGGAGGCGGAAAUCCAAAGCAGAUUGCAGGCACCGUAAGCAGAAGGAGCAAGGGAAGGGCAAAGGCACAGAGCUACAGCUGAGGAGCAGGCUAUCCCCAUCCCCCCGGAAACCUCAAGGACGCACGGACUUUCGGAAUGGCUUCUUCCUGGAGCACUCCGACAGCUCUCCUGUCCAGGAAGAGCUGGAGAAACCAUCAGGAAAACGCAAAUGUAAAACCAAACACCUGGCAGGGAUCUGUGACGAGGGGAAGGGGAAAGGCUGCUGCAACCAGCCCAAAAUGUGCUCUCUGAAGAAGUCCCAGGACUUGUGGACACUUUGUAAGUCCCACCGGGCCAGCCCAGGGAGCUCCCCUGAGCUGCCCCCGGCCCAGAACGUUCCUCCCGGGGCUCGGCGGCUGAUUGUGAACAAGAACGCGGGGGAGACGCUCCUGCAGCGAGCAGCUCGCCUGGGCUACAAGGAUGUGGUGCUGUACUGCCUGCAGAAGAAGAGCAGCGACGUGAACCACCACGACAACGCGGGCUACACGGCCCUGCACGAGGCCUGCGCGCGCGGCUGGAUCGACAUCCUGCACAUCCUGCUCCAGCACGGCGCCAACGUCAACUGCAGCGCCCAGGAUGGCACCAGGCCUAUCCAUGAUGCAGUAGCGAAUGACAACCUGGAAACCAUGUGGCUUCUCCUUUCCUAUGGUGCUGAUCCCACUCUGGCCACAUACUCUGGGCAGACAGCAGUGAAGCUGGCCACCAGCGAUGUGAUGAAGCGCUUCCUCUGUGAUUACCUGUCAGACCUGCAGGGCCGCAGUGAUGGAGACCCUGGGACAGCCUGGGAUUUCUACAGCAGCUCCGUGCUCGAGGGGAAGGACAGCAUCGGCUGCGACCUGCUGCUCAACCCUCCAGGGAGCUCAGACCAGGAGGAAGAGGAGCAAGAAGCAGAUAACUUCAUGUUUGAGUUCUCAGACAAGCCACUGCUUCCCAGCUACAACCUCCAAGUGUCCGUCUCCCGGGGGCCCUGCAACUGGUUCCUGUUCUCUGAUGUGCUCAAGCGGCUGAAGCUGUCCUCCCGCAUAUUCCAGGCCCGCUUCCCGCACUUGGAGGUGGCCACGCUGCCCCGGGCAGAGUUCCAGCGCCAGGUGUCCCUGAGCCAGGUGCUGGCACAGGAGGAGGUGCCGGCAAGCCCCGAGCUGGCGCCGGGCACGGCAGAGACUGUGGAGCUGGUGCACUACGAGCCCGAGCUGCUGCAGCUGCUGGGCUCGGCGGUGGAGUACCAGGCCUGGAGCAGCUGACGGGGACAGGCCACUCCCGGCAUCACGAGGCAAUAAUAAGGACCAAGGGGAAGCAGCUCUCUCAGCGCCAGCAGCAGGGACCCGAGUCUUUGAGCAGCCGCUCCUCCUCUCCUCAGGGUCUCCGCCAGCUGGGGAGGGAGGACCCUCGCCUCCAAGGACUUCCCGAGGUCCCCCGGCCACGAGCAGUGGCGGUCGCUGCCGCCUCAUGCAGCUCCGGUGGGUGAUGGAGCCCCUGCUCAGAGGGGCUCAAUGGGGCAGCGAGGGGUGGGAGCCGCCGCCCCUCCCCACCGGACCCUACGGAACUGCGCCUCUCCGUUCGCCCUCCCCCUCCCAAUGUCUUCCAUAGUAUUUAUUUAAUUAGUAUUUAAUUUGUAAUGUUUUCUUUGUUUUUGCUGAGUCUGUAUCACUGUGAUGGUGAGCUCCGGGCUGUGGGAUGAGGCCGUCCCCGCCCCUCUCCAGCGUGCCCCGAGGCCGGCCAGGCCUGGGGUUCCCGUCCCUCCCCGGCCACAAGCCAGGGGACAGCCCCUUCCCUUGGCUUUGGAGCUGGCUCCCGCUGCCAGCGCUCAGCCGCAGCCGGGAGCCAGCCCCACUGCUCCAUCCUCUCCCGUGCUCCUUCCUCCAUCUCAUUCGUGCUGCUGCUCGCUGUCCCCGGCGGUGCCGCCGGGCAGGCGCAGCCCGCGGCCCCCAGCGCGUCCCCCGCUUCGGCAGCUUGUGCCCCGCUCCCGGAGCCGCUCCCGGAACCGCUCCGUGCCCGGAACCGCUCCCGGAACCGCUCCCGGAACCGCUCCGUGCCCCGCGCCCGCCGCUGUCCCGGGAGCCGCUCCGUGCGGGAGCCGCUCCGUGCGGGAGCCGCUCCGUGCGGGAGCCGCUCCGUGCGGGAGCCGCUCCGUGCGGGAGCCGCUCCGUGCGGGAGCCGCUCCGUGCGGGAGCCGCUCCGUGCGGGAGCCGCUCCGUGCGGGAGCCGCUCCGUGCGGGAGCGGGCGCGGGCUGCUCUGCCUCGGGGCCGGUACAGUUUUAUUGUACAGGUGCUAACAGGACUGAGGUCGGGACAAUCGGGGGAUUUCUGGCUCUCCCCGCUUGGCAGCGGGAGCCUUGGGUGAGUUUUUUUGUUGGUUCGUUUUUUCUUUGUGUUGUGUUUCUCCCCAGCCAGGGCAGGCGUUUCCCCCCUUGGAGCCCUGCUGCCAGCCUUCCCCCGGGGGCCCGGCAGCACUUUCUUUAAGCCAAGGGUUUUUUGCCUUUGGGUGUGUAUUCUGGUUGCUCUUUCUGAUUUCUGUUUUAUUAUAUGCAGCAACAGGCUGUGGUGUCAAAAACACUGAUGUACAGAAAAAACCUGCAUCAGGCUCCCUG